Molecule: messenger RNA, 966 nt
Organism: Ostrinia furnacalis (Asian corn borer)
Lineage: Eukaryota; Metazoa; Arthropoda; Insecta; Lepidoptera; Crambidae
Gene: DCTN5-p25
Product: Dynactin 5, p25 subunit
Exons: 4
Coding region: 274-822 (182 amino acids)
Cellular component (GO): dynactin complex
Source: RefSeq, a predicted model, not a curated record
GUUAGCAACAUGGCACUCGCCAUGGUUACCGCCGAAACUUUAGCAUGUUUUCGGCUAGGACACGUUUGCUAAAAUUCAAAAGUGUCGUUUUCCCAUACAUUUUUUUACAGUGACAGCACUUACCGCUAAAAGUACGCUAUUUUACUUGCUAGCGCUAACUAGCGCUAUUUUCCGCCAAACGCCCCCAAUUUGUCAUCAUUUCUGGUUGGAUUGUUUUCAAUUUUAUAAAAAUACUAUUUUGUUGUUAAAAACGGUACAGUACAAUAAAAUAAAAUGGAGCUUCAAGACACGUACUACAAUAAAUCUGAAUACGUCGAGACUGCAUCUGGUAACAAAGUGAGCAGACAGACAGUGCUAUGUGGAUCCCAGAACAUUGUGUUGCAUGGGAAAGUGAUAGUUCAAAGUGAUGCCAUAAUUCGAGGAGAUUUAGCUAAUGUGAAGACUGGAAGGUUUUGUAUCAUCAGUAAAGGCUCAGUUAUACGGCCGCCUUUCAAAAAAUUUAGCAAAGGCGUGGCCUUCUUUCCACUUCAAAUGGGUGAUCAUGUGUUUGUGGGCGAAAACACAGUAGUGAAUGCAGCUGUAGUCGGCUCAUAUGUUUACAUCGGGAAGAAUGUGGUUAUUGGAAGAAGGUGUGUCCUCAAAGACUGCUGCAUGAUUGAAGACAACUCGGUCCUCGCAGCUGAGACCGUAGUGCCAUCAUUUGCAAGGUUCUCCGGCAGUCCUGCCAGGCUCGUGACUACUCUACCGGAAGCAAUGCCUGAUCUCAUGACGGAGUUCACAAAGAGUUAUUAUCAGCACUUUUUACCAACUACUGUAAAUUAAUAUUAAGUUACAAUAAUCAAGUAUUAGCUGUAAAAUUUUUUAUGAUAUCACUAUAAAAUAUAACUAACUAAAAAGCUUAUUACUGAAGGCAAAGCAAAAAGGUAUCAAAGCAUUUAUUUAUUAAAUUAAAUUAUUAUACAGAUU